AUGGCAGACCCAACACCCUCUCCUGAGCCCGGGCCAGGCGGGAAAGGCUAUGGCAUUCAAAUUGCGUUCGUAUUCCAUUCGCAGCUUUACCUCGCGCAAUACCGUACAUUAUCAGGUCGCGUCGAAGAGAAGCAUACUACGACCUCCAAAUCCCCGCGAGACCCAUCGGACGCUAUUGCAAGCAUAGAAGCCCAUCUACUGAGCGUCGACGAAGUAUACACCCGGUAUUCAAGUCAUCCUACAGUCGGAUUGGAGCUUGCCGCUGUUCGUCGCAAGGAGCGUGAUGGCAAGAAUACCAUUAGUCCCCCACCUACCGUCUACUGGAAGAAAUCGCUCAAUUAUAUUUUUGGUGGCUUCAAUUUUCUCAUGUGGAUUGCGUUCAUCUUGACCAUUCUCUCUUAUCAACCACUCGGGCCUCCUACACCUUUCGUUCUUGGUGUUGCCAUACUGUUGCUCCUCGUCAUCAUCGUUUCUGCUGCAUUCUAUGCUUUGGUCGAUUGGAAUGCGAGCAGGAUCAUGAAAUCCAUAAAAUCUCUAAUUGCUCACGAGGCUGCGGUCAUUAGGGACGGAAAGCAGCAAAUAAUCCAAGCUGCUGACAUUGUAGUUGGCGAUGUUGUCGUCCUCAAUGCUGGCGACCGUGUCCCGGCCGACAUGCGUGUUGUGCAGGCAUCAUCUGACCUUCGCUUUGACCGCUCUCUCCUGACGGGUGAAAGUGAUAUGAUCCCAGGAGCUAUUGAUGCGACAUCGGACAAUGCUUUGGAGACUCGUAACCUCGCGUUGAAUUCCACUUUUGUCGUACAAGGGACUUGCAAUGGUGUCGUGUUCGCCACGGGAGAUAGGACUGUCAUGGGACGUCUCGUCAAGAUGUCGGGAGAAACAAAGUUCAAGCUUACCACCAUCCAAAAAGAAGUGUGGUAUUUCACCAAGAUCAUUUCAUGUCUCGCCCUCUUUUUCUUCUGCUUGUCGCUUCUCCUAUACGGUGUUUGGUUGCGGACAUCGUAUCCUGGGUUCCUCACAACGUCUCUUGCCAUUGUGAACUCGAUUGGCUGCUUGACUGCUUUCGUCCCACAAGGUCUCCCGAUUUGCGUGGCACUCUCAUUGACUGUUAUCGCCCGUCGCAUGUCUAAGCGUCAGGUCUUGGUCAAGAAUCUGGCGACCAUCGAGACGUUAGGAUGCAUGUCUGUUUUAUGUUCUGACAAGACAGGUACAUUGACUGCGGGAAAGAUGAUGGUAGAGAAUAUUGCCUUCCUCGAUGACGUAUUUGGUGUCGAUGAAAUCAACGACAGAGUCACAAAGGCAUCGGACCCCACCGUCUUUACUGCGUUCAAGGCGCUCCAUCAGAUCGCGAGGCUUUGCAACGGCGCGAAAUUCGACGCAUCGACUAACCACCUUCCUGUGCAUGAGCGUGCGAUCAAGGGUGAUCCGACUGAUACCGCUCUUUUGCGUUUCUCCGAGGCCCUUUCAAUACCAGAGCUUGGUGUGGAAACCAACACUCUUCAGGAAACUCAUCAGAAGCGGUUUGAGAUCCCUUUCAAUUCUCGCAACAAAUGGAUGCUUUCCGUGUUCUCCCAAGCUCCAACCGCUGAAAAGAAUGAAGAGUCGACCUGGAUGCUUGUCAAAGGAGCUCCUGAUGUCUUGUUCCCCUCCUGCAGCACUGUGGUACAGAGUGACGGGACGGUCAUCCCGUUAACAAGUAGGGCGAGGCAGACAUUCGCUACGCUUCAAGAGGACUGGUCAAGCCGAGGUCAACGAGUACUCGUGUUAUGUAGGAAAUCCAUAGAAGCAAUCAAGACUGGACUUCCACCGAACGAUGUAGAGGACCUCAUGUACAUGGAGAUGUGCGAUCUAACCUUGGUUGGACUGAUUGGAAUUUGUGACCCUCCUCGUCCGGAUGUGGCGCCAUCGAUUUCCAUCAUUCGACGGGCUGGAGUUCGAGUCUUUAUGGUCACUGGUGAUUUCAAGCUCACUGCUCUAGCUAUUGCACGACAGGUUGGUAUCAUCACCCAGCACGUUGUUGACACCAUCCAGGAGGUCCGAGCCGCUGCUUCUGAGAAGGUCGAGCCGAAACAACUUUAUCUGAUCAAGCCAUCCGAUGAUGAUCCUGUUCGCUCCCUGGUUCUUACUGGGGAAGAUGUCGCAACUCUCACUUCAUAUGAUUGGAAUGUCAUCGUUGGGACCUACACGGAGAUCGUAUUUGCACGCACUACCCCUGACCAGAAAAUGCGAAUUGUAGAGGAGAUCAAAGCUCGCGGAGAUAAUACUGUCGCAGUCACUGGAGAUGGUGUCAAUGAUGCGCCAGCUCUCAAAGCUGCCGAUAUUGGUGUUGCGAUGGGUAGUGGCAGCGACGUGGCCAAGGAAGCUGCCGCCUUGAUCUUGUUGAAGAACGACUUUGCUUCCAUCCCUGUCGCGAUCCAGAUGGGUCGACUAGUGUUUGAUAACCUGAAGAAAGUCACACUGUACCUCAUGCCUGCUGGAAGCUAUUCGGAAUUCAUGGCGGUCGUCACGAACGUAUUGUUAGGCAUGCAGAUUCCCAUGAACUCGUAUCAACAAGUCUGCUACUGCAUCACCAAUGAUGUUAUCAUGUCCAUUUCACUGAUGUAUGAGAAACCGGAGUGGGAUUUGAUGCAGCGCAAACCGCGUAAUGCCAGGACCGAUAGGCUUACGGAUUGGCGUCUUUUCUUCCAUGUCUACUUGUUCUAUGGACUGAUGCUAUGGCCCUGCGCGAUGGCAAUGUGGUUCUUGUACAUGAAACAGCAGGGCCUUACUUUCUACGAGGUCAUCUUGACUUUCAACCUAUGGGGAGAUGGCUGGCAAAACUACUCUGCCGAUCAACUAGCACAGUUCGUCGAUGUUGGUCAAUGCAUUUACUAUGUGACUGUGGCCAUCGGACAGUACGGGACUCUCCUGUCGGUUCGUAACCGCCGAGUAUCGAUACUCCAGUCGAAUCCUCUGUGGGGCCCGCGCCGCAACUUGCUAGUACUUGUUGGCAUGACGGGCACGGUAUUGAUCUGUAUCGUGAACCUCUACGGACCUGGCUUCCAGAAUGUGUUCCUCACAAGGCCGAUCCCUGGGAUGUUCUGGGGUCUUCCGUUUACCUUUGCGCUGGGGAUCUUGCUCAUGGAUGAAACUCGCAAAGCUAUCGUGAGGAAAUACCCGAAGUCUUUGAUUGCGUGGCUGGCAUGGUAG
Messenger RNA from Suillus clintonianus, 3186 nucleotides. RefSeq lists its product as uncharacterized. The transcript has 15 exons. The record is from RefSeq and is a predicted model, not a curated record. Gene Ontology annotation, cellular component: membrane. Lineage: Eukaryota; Fungi; Basidiomycota; Agaricomycetes; Boletales; Suillaceae. Gene Ontology annotation, molecular function: P-type sodium:potassium-exchanging transporter activity; ATP hydrolysis activity; ATP binding. Gene Ontology annotation, biological process: intracellular potassium ion homeostasis; proton transmembrane transport; sodium ion export across plasma membrane. The coding region runs from base 1 to 3186 and encodes 1061 amino acids.